CACAUCCAGACAGACACAGACACAGACACAGACACUCAGACAGAGCCAUCAUGGACCCAAACACAACCAUUCUACGAGUGAAAAGAAAGCGGGGAACUGACCCGGCAGAUGCACUGCUGCUGGCCUGUAAGCGGAUCCGUCCGGAGUCUUCUCAGAGCCCCAGUGAAACGGUACCAGAACCUCGAGAGGAGGAGGUGGAAAACUCCGUGUUCAAACUCGUGGCGACUGUAGCAACACAGGAUGCUCCAGUCCAAACUCAGGUGCGACAGGCCUUGGCCCGGCCCCGCAUGGCGCACGCUCUUCGUCCCUCUGCUGCCAGUUCACAGCGCAUCAUUGGGGAUCUCCGCAGCUCCAAGUGGAGCACCAGGCGCGAGGAGCGCUACAGGCUGAUCUCCAGUCACCGCACGGCAGUGUCUACCCCAACUGAGCAGCAGAACCCCCCCACAGAUGCUGCACAGAGUGGAAUGGACAACACUAAAGGACAGGGCAAAAGUUGGGCUCUUGGAGAGAUUCAGGUGGUCGAUUUGCUACAUGAAGAUGCACAGGACCAGGAUAAGUCCGGAAAGACACUGACAGAUCCUGAGGUGGUCCUAUGUAACAACACUAAGAUGCUCCGUGAGCGGUUGUCCGUUUCUGGAGAAGGUCUUGGUGGAGAGCAUCGGGAGCAUGAAGAUGACUACGUCUAUGAUCUGUACUACCAGGAAACAGCCACACCUGGGUGGAUCCAGGACAUCCUGUCUGUCAGGGCCUAUGCAGACGAGGGAGAACUGGUACCUGAUCUUGUAGUUCAUGAAGAAGAGGUGUAUGAGGAUGAGGAUGAUGAGAAUGAAGAAGGCAACUGGAGGAAUGACUAUCCCGAUGAAGACAGUGAUGAAGAUAGUGACCGGGAGGAGCGCUAUGGAGGUUACUGGGAGGAGGAGCACUCGUACAGCCGGAGGAGCUGGGAGCAGUACCAAAGGGAGAUGCUGCACGAACUCGGCCGAUGCGGUGAAGAUGAAGAUGACGAAGAGGAUGGAGACAAAUACGACUCAGAUUAAAGAAAUGAUCAGUUGACUUUGUUUUCAAUUUACACCAACCUUAAAAACAUCUAUGAGAGGGAGGACUAGUAACUAGGACGAUACCAUAAAAAUACUUUAAAAAUCAGCAUUCCAUUAGUUCCAUUGGCUUCAUAUAUCAGCUAGUAUUGACUUCACUUUAAGCAUGUUUAUUUGGCUUAAGUCCUUCCUCUGAAUUGUAUAGAUGCUGAGGUAGGUGCCUGAAUCCUUUUAUAUUGUUGAGUGAAUUUUGGUAUGGGUGUUUGAAGUAUGCGUUACAAAAAUGUUGCACAGUUGUGUGAUAUGCUUCGUAUGCUUUGUGAUGUUCAAACUUGAGUUAGCGAGAUGUAUUGGCCCGCUGCGUGGUUGCAAAUUUGCCUGUUUGCAUUGUUCGUGCAUGGUAGAGUGUUAACGUAUUGUGUGUGCUAGGUAAUGCAUAAUGUGUAAAUGUGUUCUCUUUAAGGUAUGGACCGUUUCUUUUGAAUGCUUGUUGAAUUAAACUGUUUUUGUAUAUAUGUACAUGUGUAUAAAAAGCUUUCAAAAUAAAACUUCUUUGGUUUUAUUGCA
Messenger RNA from Periophthalmus magnuspinnatus, 1601 nucleotides. RefSeq names its product solute carrier family 7 member 6 opposite strand (gene slc7a6os). The transcript has 5 exons. NCBI's taxonomy places the organism in Eukaryota, Metazoa, Chordata, Actinopteri, Gobiiformes, Gobiidae. Gene Ontology annotation, biological process: developmental process. The record is from RefSeq and is a predicted model, not a curated record. Bases 51 to 1037 code for a protein of 328 amino acids.